AUCACACCACAGGCUAUGGUUAGCAAGAACAUGAGGAUGCUUUCCUGUCUACCUUUCUACAUUAAUAAUGCUAAAGAAACGAUUUCAUCAGAUCAAGCCAAGGAAAAGUGCUUCUGCAAUUUUCAUUUCCUGAAAGCCAAAAUUUCCGCCUUUCCGCUGACAGCUCUACAAGAGGACCUCGCUGAUUUUGUAGAUAGAACAGAGGAUACAGAGGUCCAGAAACUCAGAUACUUCUUUUCUGUAUGCAAAACAGAGGACCUUGGUAAUGCAGAAAAAUUUGCUGUCGGUCUGCUUGCCAAAAUUCCAAUAACAGAAGGGGAAAACAACUUAGAAAGAUUGUUGAAUACGGCUUUAGAAUACUUACAAUCUCAAAAUAAAACUUUGCUGAUUCCGAAAUAUGCCUGUAUGGCUCCUGGCACCAACUCUUCAAGUGCCAUGAAGGAUUCCAUCCAGGGUGCUGAAAAGGUCCUGUCGGUUGGUGGAGAGUCUGUCUUGUUGCGAUUAUGCGGGAAAGAAACGGACGAGGAGAGCGGAGAUCUGCAUGCAGUAUACAAUACCGUCACCGAAGAACAACAACAGGUCAGUCUACCUGAUACCUACAUGAAUGGACUGCUACCAAGGCUUGAUCGAGCCAGUAAGAAAAUAUUUUAUCUCAACAAGAGAACGAUCAACACAAUUAGCCUCUUCAAGAAAGUUACUAUCAGCAAGAACUUGUCUGAGGUGUGUCCGGAAGUGUCUGCAGAUAUCAGUCCUGUUAUGUGGGCCUUUGACACGGAUUCCUCGUACGUGGCUCUACUGUUUGAUGAUAGUAAUGUCCUGGUGAUCGACCUCAGUUCCAUGAAGUUAGUGAGACUGAUGACUUUGUCCGAGGACGCAGAUGAUGUUGGCGAAUUGAUGUGUACCGGCUGGGACAGUCCCGCUGUCAUUGUCACAGGAAAAUGCGGAGACGAAGAUGAAAACAAAAUUACUAAAGGAUUUGUACAAUUUUUCCAGCCUUUGGACGAAAACAAGGAUGCACGUAUUGAAAUACCAGCGUCGUUCUCAAGUGGGCUAGUGCGCUUGGGAUCAUCAGAGGACUUUCUAGUUGGACUGUGCAACACUGAAACAUCAUGUACGCUAGUGGCUAUUGAGCUGGAAGAGCUCGACAAAAUUAGUCAGAUGCCUUUACCUGAUGUCAUGAUUCAAAUGUCCGUUGCUAGGAAACGGCGACUUGCUGCGGUCCUAUCUAAACAGGGCGUGGUCAGCCUAGUGAACUGGAAAGAAGGGACGGUCCUUAAUGAUCUGUCUACUAAUAACCCUGUGUCCUGUCUGUACGUCAACUGGUCACAUCGAUUAGCUAUGCUGGGGGACUCCCAGGGUCAGAUUGUGUUAUACAACACACGCACAAACAAUCACUGCGGUACAUUCCCGGCUCACGAAAGCAGCAUGCAGCGAUUAGUGGGUGCAGAUGAUUAUGUCAUUUCCCUUGGAAUCAAUAAAGACAUGAAGAUCUGGUCCAUAUCAGCCCUUACACAGAAUAUCACACAACCCCAAACCAAGAGCAGUGAAACAAACUCUGUUGGUCUCUUGGGCCAGACGCAAGUUGCCAGUUUUGAUAUCACCCUGGACAGUCUGCAGCUUGUGACUGCUUCACGGGACAAUAUGGUCAGUCUUUGGUCACUUUCUGACAUAUCGUUGACUCUAAAUUUUGAUAUCGGCAUUAUAGGGGACAAGAUUAAGGUGAUAUCCAAAGAAAGCUGCGUGGCUCUAGAUAGAACUGCUAGAAAAAUCAAAAUAUUCCAGUUAGAAAAUGGUGAAAGUGCCGUUGAAUGUGAUCUUCCCAAAGGUGCAUUGGAUUUCACUGUUAGCAAAGACCGUUCACUCAUGUGUAUCAUCUGUAAGAAAGAGAAGGGACUCAUGGUUGACGUCAUGGACCUUACAGUUGGACAGUCAAAGAAAACCUUUUAUCUAAAAGGUGUUCCUGAAUAUGAAAGUAUUGACAUUAGCCUUAGUGCAAACAGUAGAUUUAUCUUGUUACGCACCAAAGUGACGGAGACGGAUUUUAAAGAGAUAGAAGCAUCCUGGAAGAAGCAAGGGUCGUUCUUUCCACAGCCCCACCCCUACCGUUUCAGUGCAGCUGACCUUACUCAGGCAACGGGAGGACUGAUGCACUGCUUGAGGAUUAUGUCCAAGAUACCUCACCUUGGAGAGGUCAUCAUCCCAUUCCAUGGAAAUGUUAUGUUGAUUACCACCAGGCGUUGGGUUUUGCACUGGGACAUUCCAACGGGCAAGUGUGACCAAAAAGUGAGCAAAGUGGAAAAGAAGGGGAUGAUGUACCGGCCAGACUGGCUAGGUCAGGCGUGCAAAGGCACUACUCUGGCCAUUACUCAAAGUAGUAAUGGGAAGUAUACUGCACUUGGAUCAGAGGACGGCUACGUGUUUGUCUAUAACACUGACUCGGGCUUACCUGUACAGAAUAUAGUUCCAUCAUCUAAACACUCUGCAACGGUGAUAUUGGCAGUAUUUUCACCAGACAGUAAGUGGGUGGCCACUGCAUGUCGUAACAACACAAUCAAGAUUUGGGAAGCCUCCACAGGGAAGGAAGUGUUUAACACAAGGGCCAGCUUCGAGAUAGUGAACAUGUGUUUUUCUGCCAACUCACAGACCCUGGUGGUGUCCAUUGGAUCCCAGGUCACUAGGAUACUGGUCUAUACAUUCCACACAGGUUGUUAGUCGAUACCAUGAACACUUGCAAGCUUUGU
Molecule: messenger RNA, 2741 nt
Organism: Pecten maximus
Lineage: Eukaryota; Metazoa; Mollusca; Bivalvia; Pectinida; Pectinidae
Exons: 2
Coding region: 16-2712 (898 amino acids)
Molecular function (GO): protein binding
Source: RefSeq, a predicted model, not a curated record